AAUCGUAGAUCUCUUCGAAGAUGGGUGGUGCGGUGAAGGAUAUCGCUUCAAAGGCAGAGCUUGAUAACAUGCGCCAGAGCGGCGCACCAAUCGCGCUUCACUUCUGGGCAUCGUGGUGUGAUGCUUCCAAGCAGAUGGAUCAAGUCUUCUCACACCUCGCUACCGAUUUCCCUCGGGCCCACUUCUUCAGGGUAGAAGCUGAGGAACAUCCUGAGAUUUCUGAAGCUUACUCUGUUUCUGCUGUUCCCUUUUUCGUCUUUUUCAAGGAUGGCAAAGCUGUGGAUACACUUGAAGGCGCAGAUCCGUCGAGUUUAGCCAACAAGGUUGGGAAAAUAGCCGGUUCUAGUACUUCUGAUGAGCCUGCUGCUCCUGCAAGCCUAGGGUUAGCUGCAGGGCCAAUGAUUCUUGAAACCGUGAAGGAGAACGCGAAAGCUACUGUUAAAGACCGAACUCAGCCUGUGUCCACCACUGAAGCUCUCAAUACCCGUUUGGAGAAGCUCACUAACUCUCACCCUGUCAUGUUAUUCAUGAAAGGUACUCCUGAAGAGCCUAGGUGUGGGUUUAGCAGGCAAGUAGUGGGCGUUUUGAAAGAGGAGAAGGUUGAUUUCGGAAGUUUCGAUAUACUUUCUGACAACGAAGUGCGUGAAGGUCUGAAGAAAUUCUCCAACUGGCCGACAUUUCCUCAGCUUUACUGCAAUGGAGAGCUUCUAGGUGGAUCAGACAUUGUCUUGGAGAUGCAAAAGAGCGGCGAGCUGAGAGAAGUUUUGUCUGAGAAAGGAAUCACUGGAGAACAGAGUCUUGAAGAUAGAUUGAAGACGUUGAUUAACUCCGAGAAGGUUAUGCUAUUCAUGAAAGGUUCACCGGAUGAACCAGAGUGUGGGUUCAGCUCAAAAGUGGUGAAAGCACUAAGAGAUGAGAAUGUGAGUUUCGGUUCGUUUGAUAUCUUGAGUGAUGAAGAAGUAAGACAAGGGAUCAAGAGUUUCUCAAACUGGCCUACGUUUCCUCAGCUGUACUAUAAAGGUGAGUUAGUUGGAGGAUGUGAUAUCAUUAUGGAGUUGAGUAGGAGUGGUGACCUCAAAGCAACUCUAUCUGAGUAAAGCAGUUGUCUAUCUCUCCCUUUUGCCUUGUGGUGAGAAGAUUCUAGCUCCGGUAAUAAUAAUAUGUUUGAGUGUUGCAGACAUUGUUGUUACUUAAGGCUUGUCUGGUUAUUUCUAUGAUUGAGAAAUCAUUGAUUCAUGACUUUUUACAUGCAUGCUCCAGCGUCCACUGGUAGAAGAACAUAUACUUCACUCUUUAAUAUAUAUAUAUAAACAUUGUUCAUUUUUUUUUUUUUUUUUUU
This is a messenger RNA of Eruca vesicaria subsp. sativa (arugula), 1339 nucleotides long. Lineage: Eukaryota; Viridiplantae; Streptophyta; Magnoliopsida; Brassicales; Brassicaceae. The record is from the annotation of a GenBank genome assembly.